CGGCAGCCUCCGCUCUCCCCGCCUCGACUCUCCUACCCACCAUCCUCUCCUGCCCCUCUUCUCCUCUUCCCCCCGCCCCACCCGCUCCCCUCGCCCACCGGCUUCUCCCACGGCCCCUUCCUCGGCCUCCAAGAUAGAUUCCCUCAGGAGCAAGGUUGACCUGCUCAAGCUGCCGCUGGCCCUCUCCACCAAGUCCAUCUCCGAGCGCAAGAGCCAGCUGGGCGGCGUCGGCAAGCCGUGUGGCACGGGCGGAGGAGGAGGUGGAGGAGGAAGCGGAGCUCGCAAAGCCCGCUUGCCGCCCACCCGAGAAAUGGACAACGAAUCGCAGUACUCGGGUUACUCGUACAAGUCGUCCCACUCCCGAAGCUCACGCAAGCACAGAGAUCGGCGGGACCGACAUCGUUCCAAAAGCAGAGAUGGCAGCAGCCGCGGAGACAAGUCGGUGACGAUUCAGACGCCCGGAGAGCCACUGCUCGAUGCAGAAUCCACUCGCGGAGACGACCGGGACGACAACUGGGGGGAAACCGCCACUGUGGUCACGGGGACUUCAGAGCACAGUAUCUCCAAUGAGGACCUGACCCGAGUCACCAAGGACUUGGAGGAGUCGACGCCUCUGGAGUGCAAACGCUUCCUGGGCCCCGCGCUGGGCGGCUGCCUGAGCUUCUUUGCGCUGGUGACGCCGCUGGCCUUCCUGGUGCUGCCGCAGGCGCUGUGGCGCGACUCCCUGGAGCCAUGCGGCACGCCCUGCGAGGGCCUCUAUGUGUCGCUAGCAUUCAAGCUGCUGGUGCUUCUCAUUUCCUCGUGGGCGCUCUUCCUACGGCCGCCGCGCGCCACCCUGCCGCGCUUCUUUGUCUUCCGCUGCCUGCUCAUGGUGCUGGUCUUCCUCUUCGUGGCGUCCUACUGGCUCUUUUACGGCGUGCGCGUGCUCGAGCCUCGUGAGCGCGACUACCGGGGAAUCGUGGAGUACGCCGCCUCCCUGGUGGAUGCGCUGCUCUUCAUCCAGUAUCUGGCGCUGGUGCUGCUGGAGGUGCGCCACCUGCAGCCCGCUUUCUGCCUCAAAGUGGUGCGAAGCACGGACGGCGCCAGUCGCUUCUACAGCGUGGGCCACCUCAGUAUCCAGCGGGCUGCCGUUUGGGUGUUGGAUCACUACUACAAUGACUUCCCCGUCUACAAUCCCGCCCUGGUCAACCUGCCCAAAUCCAUCCUGUCCAAGAAGAUGACAGGCUUCAAAGUUUACUCGCUGGAUGAAAACCCUGCCAAUAAUUCGACGGGCCAAUCCCGCGCGAUGAUCGCCGCCGCCGCCAGGAGGCGAGACAACUCCCACAACGAGUUUUACUACGAGGAGGCCGAGAUGGACCGCAGGAUCCGCAAACGCAAGGCCAGGCUGGUGGUGGCAGUCGAGGAGGCCUUCACGCAUAUCAAACGCCUCCAUGAGGAGGAGGCGGCGUUGACCUCGUCCCCCAAGCACCCCCGCGAGGUGAUGGACCCCCGCGAGGCGGCGCAGGCCAUUUUCGCCCCCAUGGCGCGGGCUAUGCAGAAAUACCUGAGGACCACGCGGCAGCAGGCCUUCCACAGCAUGGAGAGCAUCCUUACGCAUCUGCAGUUCUGCAUCACGCACAACAUGACGCCCAAGGCCUUCCUGGAGCGUUACCUGACUCCGGGCCCUACCAUGCAGUACCAGCAGCAUAACGGCAGGGGGCGCCAGUGGACGCUGGUGAGCGAAGAGCCUGUGACGGCAGCCCUGCGCCAAGGCCUGGUCUUCUCAGUGCGCCGCCUCGACUUCUCCCUGGUGGUCACCGUCACGCCGCUGCCCUUCUUGCGCCUCAGCGAGGAAUUCGUGGACCCCAAGAGCCACAAGUUUGUCAUGCGGCUCCAGUCGGAGACAUCCGUGUGAAGGCCACCAAAAAAAAAAAGAAAAAAAAAAACUCAAAUCAGCUCCUGAUGCCUUUGACUCGUCUUACCCGUGUUGUUGUUCCAACACACUGUUCAAAAGAAGAAAAACAUUUUUUUUUUUUUUGGCAAAGGCGCCUUUUUUGUUGUUGUUGAAACCACUGAACUCAGUUAUGACGACAAAGUUGCGUCCUCUCAUCUCAAAAACUGUGACUGCAACACGCCACCACUGUCCCCCCCACAGAUGGUUCCUUACCGUUUUCAAACACCUUUUAAGUGUUUUUAUACAGGGCACAAUUUAGGCCCACGCUGAUGAAAAAAAAUUGUUUACCUAAAUCUCCUAGCAUUAGUCAUUUUUAAAAAAUGAGAAAAACUAAUUCACCAAACAAGACGACGCAAAGAAAAAACUUUUUUUUUUAGCAGCCAUGUUAGUUUUUAUUGAUAUUUUGAAAGUAAAUUAAAAAUGACUUUGCCAAUUAUGUUAUUAGGCUAACAAAAUGAUACUUAUACUAAAAGAUUUUUAUAUAUUUUUUAAAUCAGAAGCUUAAGAGAAUGAAGUUACAUUUUUAUGGAGGCAAGUAAUUUGGGGGGGUGCAUUCGUCAAAACCCCCACCACCCCCCCAAAAAUAUUUGACUAAUAUAAGACUAAAGUUGUAUUUUAGGGCAAAAAAACUGUCGCCUUGAUUAAUAACCCUCGUCAAAUGACCAACUUGAUUUUUUUUCUAAAAAUAACAGUUCUUGCAACCAAAAAAUAUAUAUUUUUCCUGUUCUAUAAAAUUACUUCUCUCACCUGAAAUUGAAUUCAUUCUUGGGGGGCGGAGGGGGGGCAACAAUUUUAUUUUCAUGUUUUACUUAGUUAUUUUUCUCUCAAUUAAGAAAUUCACAUUCUUGAAAACGAAAAAAUGCAACUAUUUUUGACAAGAAAGUGAGUUAUUGAAAAAAAAACUCUUUAUUAAAAAAUCACUUCAAAAUAAUGAUUGAUCUUGAGAAAUAUAACUGUUCUUGAAAUCCAGACAUUAAAAAGUAUACUUGGUUCUUGAAGAAAAAUCCAACAUUGUUCUUGCAAAACUAUGAACUCAAAGUCAAAUGAUUGAAAAAUGUGACGACUCUGGAAAAAUGCAAUCGUCUAAAAAUAUAACAUCAUUCUUGAAAAUGUAUACUUAAUUUUUGCAAAAGUCUGACUUUUUUGAAAAAUGGAAUUACAAAAUAUGGCUGCCUUCAAAGGGUUGCAACUUGUUUUUUUUUUGUUUUUGUUUUUGGUACUACUGUUUUUCGGAGGUGGGCAUUUAGCUUGAUUCUCAUAGUACAAUUAUUUUCUUCCAGUGCAUCCCUGAUCUUCGGUACUCACUACAGAAUGUAGCAACUUGUGUGCUCAAAUGUCACUUUUCGGAAAUAUGAGAAGACUCGAUUCACACUCUUGUUUGUUCAUGUUUGCGGUUAGCAUUGAUGUUUUCCUCUUAUCACACAAAAACAACACCAUUAACACUUUUUUAAAAAAGCAAUAUUGUUCUUUUGCCUAAAGUCUGUAUACAGUAGCUUUAACAACAGCUGACAGCAUAACAUUUAGUUACUAAGUGCAUUUCCUUGUCAACUGACACAAUUCUGUUAAGCUAAUUUAUUUGUCUUUAAAAAUUGCAGUUUUUUUUUUUUGUGUGGACGGGACAAACCUAUUACAGUCUCAUCCCCCAUGUUAAUACCUUGUGUUUUUUCAGACAUUUGCAUAUCAGCAAACCACGAACUGCCUUAAGUGGUCCAAUGUGCAAGCGUGUCUGGCACAUUUCGAACAAAAACAUUCAAAUGGAAGGAACUCCUCACCAGAGUUCUUUAGGGCUCCAAGACUUUUUUUAAUAACUUUUUGUAAGGUGCCUAAGUUAUGGUGCAAUUUUUUCCUGAAUGUUUUUACAAGUGGCCUGUAAAAAAACAACACAAUUAAUGUAGAUUUUUGGGGGGGUCUUUGUAUUUCCUGUUUUGUUUUUUGAUAACUUGUUAGCAUUGUAUAGCGUGUUGUUAGUAUUUUUCAACAUUAAACCCUCUUAUUCCGUACAUAAA
Messenger RNA from Hippocampus zosterae (dwarf seahorse), 3939 nucleotides. It is a transcript of the gene vangl2, whose product is annotated as VANGL planar cell polarity protein 2. Gene Ontology annotation, cellular component: plasma membrane. Lineage: Eukaryota; Metazoa; Chordata; Actinopteri; Syngnathiformes; Syngnathidae. Gene Ontology annotation, biological process: multicellular organism development; establishment of planar polarity; Wnt signaling pathway, planar cell polarity pathway. The coding region runs from base 311 to 1894 and encodes 527 amino acids. The record is from RefSeq and is a predicted model, not a curated record. The transcript has 7 exons.